This is a messenger RNA of Solanum lycopersicum (tomato), 515 nucleotides long. RefSeq names its product carrot ABA-induced in somatic embryos 3-like. Lineage: Eukaryota; Viridiplantae; Streptophyta; Magnoliopsida; Solanales; Solanaceae. The record is from RefSeq and is a predicted model, not a curated record. Gene Ontology annotation, biological process: response to abscisic acid. Gene Ontology annotation, cellular component: cytosol.
CUUUCUCCAAAAGAAGAAGAAAAAAAAGUUUAGAAUAGAAUGGCAUCAGAGCAAGAAGAAAGAUCUCAACUUGAUGCUAGGGCUAGACAGGGAGAGACAGUUGUACCUGGUGGCACUGGUGGAAAAAGCCUUGAAGCUCAAGAACAUCUAGCUCAAGGUAGAAGUAGAGGAGGUCAAACAAGAAGGGAACAGCUAGGAACAGAAGGAUACCAAGAGCUAGGACAAAAAGGAGGACAAACUAGAAAAGAGCAAAUAGGUAAAGAAGGAUACAAAGAAAUGGGUAGAAAAGGCGGACUCAGUAAUGCUAAUACUGAUAAAUCUCAAAAAGGCGUUAACGACGUUUGAUUUAUCAUCUUCUAUUAUGGAGUAUUUAUAAUUUUCAUGUUAUCUGGUUUGCUUCUUGUACGUUUAGCUACUUUAGUUAUGAAUAAGGUAGUUGCUUGCCAAUAAAUACUUGGUUUGUAUCCAGUCUCUUUACCUAUCAAAUAAUAUAAACUUAUAUUGUAUCACCAAGA